AGUUCAAUUUUUGUUGUGGCGUCGCAGCGAGCUGUUGCGCCUGAGGCUCGUUGUCGUCGCUUUUAUCUCCCGUUUUUUCUCACUUUCGUUUUUGCGUGUUUCUGCUUCUGUGUGUUUCUCAUUGUUGUUGCUGUCGUUGUUUUGGCGUAGAAUUAUGAAUGCUGUUGCGGCGCUGCUUUUGCUGUGCGCGUUCGGCUUGUCGCACGCCUCGAUCAUCAAAUUACCAACAGCUGAUGAUGAGAAGACGCCGUGGGACCUGAUCAGUGCCAUUUAUGGCACCUCUGGCCUGCGCGGCUUCAAUGGCACGUGGAUAACAGGUGAGCUACUGUUGCGGCUACUGCUGCUAUUUCUCCUCCCACUUGUUAUCAUCAUGCGGGGAAUUAUUUAUGCUGUUGGCCUAACCCACAAAGCUAUUCAAGCGCAGCUUAUCGCCGCCGCAUUCGUGCAGGGAGAGUCCCCGGCAAUAACAAUGACGCGUGAGCUGAAUAGAUUCAUUCCGUUGAGGUCAUUUCCCUGUUAUGCUAAGUUAUCGCAUUGAUUAAU
Messenger RNA from Drosophila navojoa, 543 nucleotides. RefSeq names its product venom dipeptidyl peptidase 4. Lineage: Eukaryota; Metazoa; Arthropoda; Insecta; Diptera; Drosophilidae. Gene Ontology annotation, biological process: proteolysis. Gene Ontology annotation, cellular component: plasma membrane. Gene Ontology annotation, molecular function: serine-type peptidase activity; dipeptidyl-peptidase activity. The record is from RefSeq and is a predicted model, not a curated record.